Triplophysa dalaica is the source of this 2500-nucleotide messenger RNA. It is a transcript of the gene ca2, whose product is annotated as carbonic anhydrase II. Gene Ontology annotation, biological process: carbon dioxide transport. The record is from RefSeq and is a predicted model, not a curated record. Gene Ontology annotation, molecular function: carbonate dehydratase activity; zinc ion binding. The transcript has 7 exons. Lineage: Eukaryota; Metazoa; Chordata; Actinopteri; Cypriniformes; Nemacheilidae. The coding region runs from base 248 to 1030 and encodes 260 amino acids. Gene Ontology annotation, cellular component: cytoplasm.
AGCAUCUGAAUCACACGAGAGAGAGAUAGGGAGAGAGAGAGAUAGAGACACAGAGAGAGAGAGAGAGAGCAUGAUCGAUCGUUCGCAUUCGUAGCUCCUCCUUCUGAUCACACUUAAUAAACGCUCAUGUGGACAAACCCCGAAGAGCGUCCUGUGAGCCCCUAUUUAAACCUGCAGACUGUGAUAUUUGUGUCCAGUAUCUCAAGACACUCGCACGCAGGACUGCAUUAAUUCCUCUACUGUCACAAUGUCACAUGGAUGGGGAUACGCGAAACAUAACGGACCGCACAAAUGGUGUGAAAGUUUUAAGAUUGCUAAUGGCCCUCGCCAGUCUCCGAUAGACAUAAUACCUGAAUCUGCAUCAUAUGAUUCUUCAUUAAAGCCCCUUACUUUGAAGUAUGACCCCUCUACUUCCCUGGAGAUCCUCAACAACGGACACUCCUUCCAAGUGACCUUCGCCGAUGAUGAAGAUAGCUCAACUCUAACAGGAGGGCCGAUCUCUGGCAUCUACAGACUCAAACAGUUCCACUUUCACUGGGGAGACGGCGAUGAGAAAGGAUCUGAACACACAGUCGAUGGCAAAUGCUAUCCGGCAGAGCUCCAUCUGGUCCACUGGAACACAAAAUAUUCCAGUUUUGCCGAAGCAGCUGAUAAACCUGAUGGUCUCGCUGUAGUUGGAGUCUUUCUAGAGAUUGGUGCAGAAAAUGCUCAGCUUCAGAAGAUUCUGGUUGCUCUGGAUUCCAUUCAGUGCAAGGGAACACAGAACUCAUUUGCAAACUUUGACCCCAGUGUCCUGCUCCCAUCAUCGCUGGAUUACUGGACGUACCCGGGCUCUCUGACGACACCUCCUCUGUAUGAGAGCGUCUCAUGGAUCGUCUGCAAGGAGUCGAUCAGCAUCAGCUCUGCUCAGAUGGAAACAUUUCGCAGUCUACGGUUUUCCGAAGAGGAAGAGGAGGCGUGCUGCAUGGUGAAUAAUUAUCGUCCUCCUCAGCCUCUAAAGGGACGUGCGAUCCGUGCAUCUUUCCAGUGAAGGGCCCCCCUCAACCCUGCAAACCCUUUUCUUUCAUCUUUAGGAUGUGCAGGUGCCCGGCUCUAAGCUAAGGGCCGGCAGUGAUGCUGGUCAGCUUGACAGCUGUCAAUAGCAACAAAAUGCAAAAAAAAUUACCGUACCUUUCUUUAAUCAUUUUUUUACAUUUUACAUUCGUUCAUUUGGCAGACGGGUUUAUUCAAAGCAACUUACAGGUAGGAGAGCAUAUAAACAUUUUGUCAGCAUGCUAAACAGUAGUGUUAGUUUACAAAAUAAUUCUGUCUUCCUUUCAAAUGUUUGAAUUACAUGGAUUAAGAGUAUGGUGCCAACAUUAUACGACACAGAUACACAGCUAAACAUAAAUAAUAUAUAAGAGAAAUAUAUAUAUUUCAGGAAUAUUAUUAGGGGUAUGUCAUGCGUAUUUUUAGUGCAGUAGAGUCUAGCCAAUAGUUCAGAUUAAGACGUCAUCAGUACAGGCUCUAUCCGACGCCAUGCCAUCUGUGCCGGCUGUUGUCCUUCCCUUUCAUACUGUAAUCUCUCCCUUUGACAAACAAAUACACACGGCAUAACAUCCACACAGGCACACUGGGAAAUCAUGCACAAAAUGUAACAUAUGCAACCAGGGCGGGAUGAUACAAGCCUGAAAUUUUUGUGUCUCACAUUGUCAAAACUCCAGCUUCAAUGUCUUUUAAGAUGUUUUUUGUAGAAAUCCUAUGCACACGGUUUUAGCUGAAUAGAAGCAAUAACUGCAUGAAAAUGUUAAUGGUUUAUUGUGUUGUGAAAUAAUAAAAUGUGUUAUUUUACUUUGAAAGUUUUGCAAUAUUGUGCCCUUACGAAUCGAAAAAAAUAUGUGGAUAUACUGGAAAACAAAAUGCAAUAUAUUAAACAAUACAUUUCCAUAUACUGAAAGUACUAAUUCAGUAUAUGCAAAGCAGUAAUUCUUUAUUAUUGAACAUAUUGUAAUAAUAAUAAUGUAUUAUUCUAAAGACAGUUUCAUCGGACACACUCUAGGCCGAAGUUAACUUCCAGUCUGUGUUUGGUUACAAUAUAAUAUAAUACAACAAUUCAUUUGAUAUUUCAUUUAUAUUAAAUAAUAUUAAUAUUUUAUUGUAAAAUUAAUUGAAUUUAAACUUCUUUGCAAGGUCUACAGGAAGUUAAGUUACAUGUAGCCAUAAUAAAUAUAUUUCCUUGCGUAAGGGUGUAUUGCACAGCAAUGCCGAAGACAAGGGUUAAAAGAAACCACAUGCAAACAUCAAAAUAUUUUUAGAAAGAAGAUGAGAACACAGACGUCAGGGACCAGGGGCUUUUGUAUCAUGUUAUGUGUUUGUUAAGAAAAUAAGUGUAAACUGGGUUACUGUGUGUUAAAUGUACUUGAAUUUGAGGGCUGCAGAAUGUUAAGCAAUAUUGUUUAAGCCAUAAACUGUUCUGCUAUUUUCAAAGAGGACAAUUUAAUUAAAGAUGUUUAUAUACCUA